AAAGCCAUAGAAAAUAUGAGUUGUGUUGCGAUAUAAAGAGCGGGAUUUGUGUUAUUUAUACUAAUAAACAAGUCGACAAAUAAAUAUAUAAAUACAUUUGUAGUUAAAUAAAUCCAACAAAGGACAAUAAUAUUUAUUAUAAAAGUAAAAAAUUUUAUUGUCAAGUUCUAAGUAUUUUUGACACAAUGGCGGAUACAAAAAAUGAUACCAAGUCUGAGUCCGAGCACAUCAACUUGAAAGUUCUUGGUCAGGACAGUGCUGUCGUGCAGUUUAAAAUAAAAAAACACACGCCGCUAAGGAAACUGAUGAAUGCUUACUGCGAACGUGCCGGUCUAGCCAUCGCGUUGGUGCGUUUCAGAUUUGACGGGGCGCCGAUAAACGAAGCGGACACCCCGUACUCCUUGGAGAUGGAGGAAGGAGACACCAUCGAAGUCUAUCAGCAACAAACUGGCGGUAGAUGCUGAGCUUAGGUCAUAUUUUAUAAGAAAAACUAUUUAAUUAUAACUUUUUAUAUCAUUCGUAAACUUUAUCUCUUUCCGUACCUUAAGUUCGUUUUGAUUCAAAUCUUUGUCUGAGACAUUGAUCUAAAAAUUUAUGAGUGUGGAUGUAGCAGACAUCAGAUGAAUUUUAAAUUUUAAAUAAAUAGAGUAAAUAAUUUUAAAAAAUGCACUGAUUAAUUUUUGAAUUUUUUAGAUGCGCAUUUUUUAAAUUAUUUAUUGUAUUUAUUUGAAAUUAAAAAUUUGUCUGAUGUCUGCUACAUUCACACGAAAAAUUUCAAAAUUUUGUUUCCAUAAAUUACUCAUUUUUUUAAAUUCGUACUGUAGAUACUCUAUUGUUUACUGAUUUUUAAAAACUAUUUAAAUAUUUUCCAACUGACGAUCUCGUUUAUUAAUAAAUAAAAUAAUCGUUGAUUUGAUAUUUAAAAAUUUAUAAAGUUCUCGCGACGAUAAAAACUCCAGCAAAUUUAAAUAAAAAAAAACUAACUUAAUUUAAAAUGUUUGUCAAAAAAUUAGUGUGAAAAAUUAAAACCAAAUUUCGGUUUUAAUAAUUGAGGAGUUAAUUUUUUUACAAGCGACUUCUUUCUAAGUAAUAUUAAAUAUUCAUUGUAUAGAUUUUAAAUUAAAACAAGAUAAUGUAUUACUUAAUAAAGAAAAGUAAGAUUUUAUAA
Microplitis mediator is the source of this 1168-nucleotide messenger RNA. RefSeq names its product small ubiquitin-related modifier 3 (gene Sumo). Lineage: Eukaryota; Metazoa; Arthropoda; Insecta; Hymenoptera; Braconidae. Gene Ontology annotation, biological process: protein sumoylation. The transcript is spliced from 3 exons. The record is from RefSeq and is a predicted model, not a curated record. Gene Ontology annotation, molecular function: ubiquitin-like protein ligase binding; protein tag activity. Gene Ontology annotation, cellular component: nucleus. Bases 186 to 464 code for a protein of 92 amino acids.